Molecule: messenger RNA, 2841 nt
Organism: Peniophora sp. CBMAI 1063
Lineage: Eukaryota; Fungi; Basidiomycota; Agaricomycetes; Russulales; Peniophoraceae
Source: the annotation of a GenBank genome assembly
AUGAGUAACAGCUCCGGACACUACUCGUCAAGCUCUUCUUCGGGCACUCGACGGUUCCCCGCGCCUAUAGGCUCCCGAAGAGGCGCUGGCGCUGGCGCAGCAAGCACAAACGCAGACGAUCCUUAUUCCUUGAACCCGCCUGACGGCAAGCGCCGUCCACUUUAUGACCGCGAGUUUUCGUCUGCGACGCUCGCGGCUGCUCUAGAUUCCAUGGUAUCCGGCACCGACGGCCAGAGAACUGCGCAGGAGGACGGGCAAGGGCGCAGACACCAGUCUACAUUGCAACUGUCACAGCAGCAACAACAAGUACAGCAGUCGCAGCAACAGCAGCAGCAUCCGCCUCAAACUCGCCCUCCGAACCUUCAUCACGCGUUCUCAACCCCUUCGUCCUCGUCGACGCAUGACGGUCACGUUCUACCUCACGCCGUCUCCUUUCCCGGUGCAAGUCCGUACGUCUCGACGCCCUCCGGGUACGGGUCACGCGCGGCAUAUGCGCCCUACCCCAUGUCGCGCGUAUCAUACGGCUACCCGAUGGAACAAGGCGUCCCGCACGUCACCUAUUCAUCGGGCGGCAUGAUGCCCGUCAUCCAUGCGCCGAUAUACCCGUCGUACGAAGGUGGAAGCCAGCCAAUGCCCUUCACAAGCAAUGCGGCCCAGUCCAUGCCGAUCUACGCAUCUUCACCACCGCUAUCGCCCCACCCGUCAAGUGCUCGGCCGCAUCGGUCCUCCUCGUUCCAGUCAAACGCAACCUACGGGUUUGGCACGCAGUAUUCGUACCCGCCACCACAGCCUCCACCUCCACAAUACGGUCGGAGCCCGCCCCUGUACCCAUCCUUCGGGGGAUCGCCCUAUGGGCAGGCGUACGGCGGGUCGAAUGUCGACGAAGGUCAAAACGGCACGUGGUGGUUCCUUCCGAACUCGUCUACGUCCUUCGAGCAGCCAUCGUUCCAAUCUCCGUUCUAUGGCCAACAUGGAGGUGGUGGGCAGCAGCAACAACAGCAACAGCCGUCACAACAGCAAGCGCAUCAGUCCCCGCAUGGUGCAUCCCAGCCUGGGCCGACCUCGGCCGCCGCUUCGUCUAGACGUCCGCAGGUACCGCCACCUUCGCACAGUCGGCUCGCCAGUUCUCAGGCGAGUACACAUGAAGGAGCUCUCUCGCCGACGUCGCCGUCACGCUCCUCCGCGAAUCUAGCUUCCUGGCGCGAAACUUCAGAAGUCGAUGCCAACUCGCCUCCCGUACGUCAAGUGUACCAUCCGAACCCGCCGGCGCAGCGCUCGGAAUGGGUUAUGUGGGCUGGCAACGUUCCCUCAGACGCGACCCACAACGAGCUAUGGCAGUUCUUCAACCAGCCCCCGCCGAGCGACCCGGGCCCCUCCAGCGCCGCCGCCCCUGUCUUCGCAGGUGUCUCAUCAAUCUUCCUAAUCUCCCGCUCGAACUGCGCUUUUGUCAAUUUUGAGAGUGCGGCUCAUCUCGAGGCGGCUGUUGCACGCUUCAAUGGGCAACCGCUGCGCCCGCUGGACCCCCGAUGUCCGCGCUUGGUUUGCCGCGUGCGGCGCCGAACCGACGAUCUCAAAGCCGGGGUCGGGGGACAACGCGGUAUGGGUAUGCACGCGCGUUGGGUUAAGGAGCAGCGUGCGCGGGGACGGCGCGAGGCGUCUGGCGCUUCGCCCGCUACGUCUCCCGAGGAGGAGGUGACAUCUCGGCACUCGGUGAUAUCUGCAUCGGAUGGAGAGAGCAAAUUCGAGGCAGGGUCGCCGCAUACGAACAGCUCGGGCUCGUUCGGUAGCUCCAACUCCAGCUUCUUGCGGAAGUACUUCCCCCAGCGAUACUUCAUCUUGAAAUCGCUUACACAGUACGAUCUCGAUCUCAGCGUACAGAAGGGAGUUUGGGCGACGCAACGCCAUAAUGAGGGUAUUCUCGAUCAGGCUUUCCGUACAAGUAAGGAAGUCUAUCUGAUUUUCGGCGUCAACAAGAGCGGCGAGUUCUAUGGCUACGCACGUAUGACCAGCGGCAUCCAGCACCAAGAUGAACAGGGAGACCGAAUACCCUGGGCUUCACAUCCGCAAGGGGCAUCUUCGCGCUCAGGAGACCCACCGCCGUCUUCCGCCUCGCGGACGCACAUCCUCUCGCCCAGCGACGGACGUUACGAAGAGUCGCCUCAACCCUUGUCGGCGGCACAGGACACGAAAUACCCUCUAUCAGCCGCUGGCCCAUCCUCAAUUCGCACCAGGCUAUCGGACCCCGCCACUCUAUCCGCGCCGCCCGAGAUUGGACGUCCUCAUCACCGCCUAUCCUAUGGUCCCACGCAUCCCGAGCUCAGCCUCAACGUUCCGGCUAUUCCGCCUGCGAUAUCUGUGCCGGCCACGAAAUUCGAGCUCGAUACAACAGCGCCUGCACGCGCCGUACGCUCCACUGCCCAGUCGCCCGAAAGUCAGUCCAGCGAGAAGGAUCGCGAGCUCACACCUGUCGCUGGGGAUGCGCUCAAGCCCGAGCGGCCUGAUCCUGUUCCACUCCAAUCGCGCGACCAUACGCCUGAAGACGCCGCGAGCGCCCCUGAAAACGCUGAUCCUGGCGAUUCCUGGGGUAGAUCGUUCAAGAUCGAGUGGAUCCGCACUGACCGCUUGCCUUUCAACCGUACACGGCACCUGCGUAACCCGUGGAACCACGGCCGUGAGGUGAAGGUCUCGCGGGACGGUACCGAACUCGAGCCAGGUGUCGGACACGCGCUGAUCGAAGAGUGGGAUCGACCGCCGCCCAGUUCACCUGCUAUCGGCGCUACACGGCCUGCAGCGCGGCGUGGCGGUCGUCCGGCUGCGCCUGCACCUGGUACGCCGUCAUAG